GUAUGCUGGCUGUUGAUUGGUCACGUAGGAGGAAGAUGCGACUGCAAUGGAGAAUAGACUCGGGACUUUUCAAAGCGUCCUAUUGAUGUGAUUAAUAUCGUUGAAUGAUUUCCAUGCAUUGACUUGUCGCGAUAUGUAGUUUGAGGCCGUGGGAUUGUUAAGCCUACUAGAAGCAGGGCGGCUUCCAUAUUUUUGUUUCGUUUUGUUGGAUCGUUUGAUUUGAUGUCGUAGCUUAAGUCACUCCCUAGGAAUGUAGCUUGUAGUUACAACACUGGUAGAGCUAUCACUGAAGGUGUUGCUGUGCAAACAAUGCACGAGCGAUGUCUGAUGUUGAGGCCACGUACGCAGACUUCAUCGCCUCUGGCAGGACGGGACGCAGGAACGCCAUGCACGACAUCCUGCAGAGUCCCACCGACCCCGAGGGACGAGGACUGCCCCUCACCCUGUCUCUGUCCCAGCUGCACAUCAACGCAGGAGGUGGAGACGGAGACGACACUGACAGCCAGAUCUCCUCCUCCUCGGGCCACAGGGAGGUGGAGCAGAGGAACAGCUAACCUGCCCCACACUCCUGCCAGUGGGCAGAGAGCUGCAAGAUGGAAUCCAGCAGUCAUUGUGACCAAGCCUUUGGUACAAAGUGAGCUGGUAGCUGGAGGGUAGCACCACCACUGCUGAGGUGCCUAUAAGCAGGGCACUGACCCCCAACCACCCACCCCCCCCCACAUCCACUGUAGAGGCGAUGUGAUCACCGAGCGCUCUCAUGUCCCUGUGGCUCUGCUGUGCACUAGAAUAACAGACUGUUGGCAAGGGGGAAUUUUAGAGUUGGAGUAAGCAGAGAGACAAAUCUGUAGCUCAUGUACAGCUGAUUUUACUUCCAGUCUUAGUUAUGAACACAAAGGCUGAAUGACUGGAAUGAAAGGAGAAAGCUCCUACGUGAGUCUAUGUGAAUCUUUUAGUUGUGCAGGCAAUUUGGAAGACCACUGAGACGUGCUGAUGUAAUGCAGUGGGACUAGCAUGUUUGUAGUGAUGCUGAUAGAGAUUAUAUUGCCAGUUAAUGGCUUGUGCUUCCUUUAAUUUGACAAUACUGUAGAGGGAAUUGGACUACUCAGCUGUAGUAAAACUGGAAACUGGAAAACCCCACGAACAGAAACACUGGGACUUGGUUAAUUUAUUUGUUGGUUGGUGUGUUUACUGAUUCUGUUUUGUAUGAUGGACAACAACCAAUCAUAUGUGAAAUUGUCCUGUAGAAAGCAGCACACUGGAUGGUGGGAUGUCAGUUUUCUGCCGACCAAUAAUACAUAAUAAUACAUUUACAGUAAGUCUAGAUGACAUAUUUCAAUGGCUCAGUGGUUAACAAAGAUGAUGGUGUGUGUCUUUUAAAAUGUUGAUAGUUUUUUAUUUAUUUUUAUUUUUUACUUUUCUACUCAUGCCAUUUUAAUCACAACCGUAAAGGAGUAUAUUGAAAUUUUGGGAAAUAUGCUUAUUUGCUUUCUUGCCAAGAGUUAGAUGAGAAGAUUAAUGCCAAUGUUAUGUGCUAAAUAUAAAAAGAUGUAUGCUAAUUAUGUAGCUUGAGUCAGAAGCAAGGUUAGCUUAUCUUAAAAUAAAAUGGGGAAACGGCUAGCUUGGUUCUGUCUGAAGGAAACAGAAUCCACCCACCAGCCCUCGUAAAGCUCAUUAACUAACAUGGAAUCUCCUGUUUGUUUAAGUCGUACAAAAACUCAUAUUAUGCCAAACUAUUUCUUGGCUGGGAUCAGUUGCUAGGCAACCAGUGGACGCUCCAGGAAGUUAGUAGUCAUUUUUAUACUUAAGUUUUUGAACAGAUUAAAUAAAUGAGAUAAUUAGUGAGCUUUGUCACUAUCCGAUCUGUACUGGAAACCAGAUUUGGUUUUAACCCCUGGCCAAUGGGUUAUCCUGACCCUUAUCGUUCAAUGGCAAUGCCUAACCUUACUGCACAGCUUUAUUGAAUACUGGAUUGUGAUUGGUCAAAUGCAGCAUUUUUUUGGUCUGUUAUUUCUGAAUUAGUCUUGCUUUGACAGACCUUCUUUAACAGCGCUGUGGAGGAGGGUCUGGCUAGUCCACACUGCAUUGGGAUAAAAAGAUGGGAGAAAAACGUGCUGUGGUUUGUUGGCAUUUCUUCAAAACAUCCACGGGAAGGAACUUAUUUUGGGUGGAACAUGUGUACGUUCAAAGGUCGUUGUUAGUCGUGGAACAGAAAACUCAGAUUGGUCAGAUAGUCUAGCUAGCUGUCUGGAUUUACCCUGCAGAGAUCUGAGGAGCGGUUAAGUAUAGUCUACAGUGGCCGAGAGGGGCAAACACGCUGCAACCUAAUGAAUAACACGCAAAUAGAUAAAACACAAGCAAAUUUAAAAAACAUCUUCAUUAACACAAGCGCAGCAUUUAGCAACCGCUCUAAAAAUACACACAACACAAAAGCUGCUGCAAAUACAGAAACAAUGCAAAAAGAAAAGCACACAAACCCCGAAAACCAAAUGCAACCAAGAUGCAACCAAAAAAACGCUGCAUUCAGAAUACACAACAAAAGUUCUCAAGGCCUCAAAAGGGAGCGCUAAGUGGAACAGCUGGAUUUUCAAAACAAAAGGUAACGGACAUCCGGCCGAAAAGAGUGCAAUCCAGUGGAAUUUCCGGCGGCACCGGAACAAUCCCAGAAUUGGAAUGUCGUGGAUAUAAACUAUUUCUGAAUUGCAGACCAUUGCAAUGUACUGUACAACAGACCGUUACUAUGGAUGCACUUCCUAUCAUAGACUCUGGAGGAGCAUCUUCAAAUCAAUGAAAUCAUUUUGAUUACCAAAAUUAUCUGUCAAGUCAUUGAUUUCUUUAGUAAGUAAACCCCCUGUGCCACCCUGCGUAGAACGAAUCAGGUUAGCCGUUUUCCCGUUAGCAGUCUUUUAGGUUUAGCUAAGCUGACAGCUGGAAAGGUGUGGUAUCAAAGGUUCUGUUCUGCCCUUUGAACUACGGUACUAUUUCUUACUUUGCAAUAGGUUUCUUGGUGUUUUUAAGGUUCAUUUAGUAGCCCACAGAUUAGCCCACUGUGUUCCUCCUUUCUCUGUUUUGGGGCUUUGAUUUCCUGGCGAAGUUGCUUCCUAUUGUUUUAGAAACCUGGUUUUGAUUUGUGACUUACUGUAGAUGAGCUAGCUUAGCUAGGUAGCACAGCUUAGCUAAACCUCUGCUUUCUCUAGUUACAUAUUAAGCAUACAGUACAGACAUGAGAGUGGUAUUGAUCUACUCAUCUGACUCUCGGGCAGUUAAUAAGUGCAUUUCCUAAAAUGUCAAACUAUUCCUUAAAUGUAGAUAUGCAAUACUCAGUGGAGCUUCCAGUAAGUGUAACAUCUUUGUGUGAGAUGUUUUUAUCUCUAACAUUGAGCCUAAACACUACAUUCCUGCUUUAUUGUGUAAUAAGCAAUUGAUCUCAUUAUCAUCAUCUGUACAGACCAUCAUGCAUGCACUGUUUAAACUGUUUUUUUUUUUUUUCUCCCCAGUAUAAUCUUACUGUAAUACUGCAGCUUGAUGGGCUCAUUCUUAUUCGUGUUGUUGGUAAGAGGGAAAGUAAAAAUAUUUUUUAAAUUAUUCAUUCAAUCAGGUUUACAAGUUGUAAACUGCCAUGUGACUGCACAACAGUGACUUCCACCCGCUUCAUCAACACUGUAUAAACCCAGCUGUUCAUUAUUCAGCAUGUAGAAAUAUAGCAGGUGCAUGAUUCCGCAAAAUGUGUAGGUACUUCUCUGACCGUCUAUAACCACAUUUUCUACUCUGUGUCACAACAAAAUAAAUAACGGUUGACAGUCAAAUGGAAAGUUUGUCUUGUUGUACUUCUGCAAUUCGGCCAACAGGUAGCACUGUGGGAGAAUUUACAACACGCAAACAAAACAUGCACCAAACUGCAAACAGUGGUAAAUAAUAAACUAUGUAUUAUAUUACUACAUUUAAAAUUAUAAGGAAAUGUGAUGGUGGCCAG
This is a messenger RNA of Etheostoma spectabile (orangethroat darter), 3970 nucleotides long. RefSeq names its product cAMP-dependent protein kinase inhibitor alpha (gene pkia). Lineage: Eukaryota; Metazoa; Chordata; Actinopteri; Perciformes; Percidae. Gene Ontology annotation, biological process: negative regulation of protein kinase activity. Gene Ontology annotation, molecular function: cAMP-dependent protein kinase inhibitor activity. The record is from RefSeq and is a predicted model, not a curated record. The transcript is spliced from 3 exons. Bases 321 to 554 code for a protein of 77 amino acids.